Messenger RNA from Arabis nemorensis, 798 nucleotides. The record is from the annotation of a GenBank genome assembly. Lineage: Eukaryota; Viridiplantae; Streptophyta; Magnoliopsida; Brassicales; Brassicaceae.
AUGGAGAUUGCUUCGACUUCGAGGACGUUGCACUUGUUUCCGACAGAACAGAGAUUCAAAAUCAAACGUCUUGGUUGCAAGCUUAUCGAUUUCUCAGAUGAUGUCUCGUCUUUACCCAUAAACCCUAAUAAGUCAGCGAUUUUGAGUCGAACCUGUAGAAAUCUCAAGGAGGAAGAAGAAGAAGCACCGAACAUGAGACAAAAGAGAACAGUCGAACAGAACUCAACUACUAAGGUAUAUUCGGUAUUUCAAAACCCUAACGAAACACCUUCGAUGUCGAAAAUCACAAAACCGGUGGAUGCGAAAUCUGUUGCGCUUUCGAGAAUACGUCUUCAUCACGAAACAAGGACGAAACCUAUUGAUGAAGAGACUGAGAAGCAAGGUUCUAGUUUGAGAGAUUUGAUCGCAAAGGCGAAAAACAAAGUGCAGGAAAAGAGGAAGCUUGAUGAUCGAAGGGAAUACAUCGCAAGGAAGAGAUUAGAAGCUCGUCUAGCCAUAAACCAGGUUGUGCCAACCGUUGUUGCCGAUGAUCAUCUCAAGUAUCACUAUGAACUGGAACAACUUGGCUGCACAUUCAUUCACGAUCAAGUCACUUGCUUGACCAAGUUCAGGUUCUUGUCAAGAAGUGAUCUUUACAUUGAUGAAUCAUCUACUUCUUCUGUCUUGGAAGAAGAAACCCAACUCUUACGGUCUUAUGGAGAUUCAUCGAGACAGAAACAACAGAGAUCAACAGAGAGUUCCUUGGAAGAGAGGAAACACAGCAACUGUCAAAGCUCAACAAUUGAGAGAAUCCAAUGA